AUGAACAAGCCGCAAGCCACGGGCUCGGCAAGAGCUUUCAUCAUUUUCAUCAUGCCUUUUGCCAUCCGGCUGAGCGUGUGCCUUGCGGAUCUUUGCUUGCCUUGGCAAGCCAAGGUUGGGCUUUGGAAGCAUGCCCCGAUAGACAGACAAGAUGAUGCUGCGUGCACCAGUUGCGCUCAAGUGGCGCGCUGGCACUGGCAGCUGCCUGAUGCGGAGGUGCCCGAGGGCGCGGCCGUGCCUGAGCUGGUGAAGCUCCGGCAGGCACGGGACGAGAAGCUGGCAGCAGAGAAGAAGCAGGCGCUCGAAGAGAAGCAGAAGCAACGCCAGGAAGAGCGGGCGAAGCUGAAAGAGCGGACUGAGGCUUACGAGAAGGAGUAUGCAGACACUGCCUCGGAGCUUGUGAAGCUCCGCCGAGAAGCGAAGCUCAAUGGAAAUUUCUUCGUGGAGCCUGAGGCGAAGCUGCUGUUCGUCGUCCGCAUUGCAGGCAUCAUCAAGAUGAGCCCAAAGCCAAGGAAGGUGCUCCAGCUGCUUCGACUAAAGCAGCUGCACAAUGGCGUCUUCCUGAAGGUGAACAAGCCUAUCCUGAACAUGCUGAAGCUCGUGCAGCCGUACGUGACAUACGGCUACCCGUCCCUCAAGACGGUGCGUGAGCUUGUCUACAAGCGUGGCUUCGGGAAGGUGAACAAGCAGCGCCUACCCCUUGCGUCCAACGACAUCAUCUCGGACAACUUGGGCAAGUAUGGCAUCCAUGGAAUGGAGGACAUCAUCCAUGAGAUUUACACGGUUGGCCCCAGCUUCAAGCAGGCCUCCAACUUCUUGUGGCCAUUCAAGCUGAGCUCGCCCAAGGGUGGGUUCAUCAACAAGCGCUCGGAUCUUACAGAUGCCAUGCUGCAGCAGACUUUGCUGUGUACUGUAGUCGGUAUGCUGGCGGAGGUCACGGCUUUUGCGAAGCACGGGGAGGCGGAGGUGCCCGAGGGCGCGGCCGUGCCUGAGCUGGUGAAGCUCCGGCAGGCACGGGACGAGAAGCUGGCAGCAGAGAAGAAGCAGGCGCUCGAAGAGAAGCAGAAGCAACGCCAGGAAGAGCGGGCGAAGCUUAAAGAGCGGACUGAGGCUUACGAGAAGGAGUAUGCAGACACUGCCUCGGAGCUUGUGAAGCUCCGCCGAGAAGCGAAGCUCAAUGGAAACUUCUUCGUGGAGCCUGAGGCGAAGCUGCUGUUCGUCGUCCGCAUCGCAGGCAUCAUCAAGAUGAGCCCAAAGCCCAGGAAGGUGCUCCAGCUGCUUCGACUGAAGCAGCUGCACAAUGGCGUGUUCCUGAAGGUGAACAAGCCUAUCCUGAACAUGCUGAAGCUCGUGCAGCCGUACGUGACAUACGGCUACCCGUCCCUCAAGACGGUGCGUGAGCUUGUCUACAAGCGUGGCUUCGGGAAGGUGAACAAGCAGCGCCUACCCCUUGCGUCCAACGACAUCAUCUCGGACAACUUGGGCAAGUAUGGCAUCCACGGAAUGGAGGACAUCAUCCAUGAGAUUUACACGGUUGGCCCCAGCUUCAAGCAGGCCUCCAACUUCUUGUGGCCAUUCAAGCUGAGCUCGCCCAAGGGUGGAUUCAUCAACAAGCGUCACGGCUUUUGCGAAGCACGCGGAGGUGACUGGGGAAAUCGGGAGGAGCUGAUCAACGACCUCUUGAAGCGCAUGAACUGA
Messenger RNA from Symbiodinium natans, 1698 nucleotides. The record is from the annotation of a GenBank genome assembly. Lineage: Eukaryota; Dinophyceae; Suessiales; Symbiodiniaceae.